ACUUGGACUCCCACAAAGAAUUGCACAUGAGCGACCUGGGAAGCAUAGAAGACCAUUUUGACAGUUUGCAACAAGGCGGUCAGGACUCAAAUGCGCAUCACACUCGAUUGAACGGUACUACUCAGAUAGGGGGAAUAGGGACUGUGUCAGAGGAUCCCUCUGGUUGGAGACCGUUUGGACUGGGGUUCAAAAUUCCGGCGUGGGGACGGAGGAGCACAACGAAUUCGAACUUGAGUCGAAGCAACAGUGAGAGUCGAUUGUCUGUGGCAAGCUCCACAGGGAGCAAUGGAGAUCUUAAGGGGGAGUUGGGCAGGACUUCGGAUAAGAGAAGCUCGCAUCUCAGACAUGAGGUCGGAACUCGAGAAAAUGCCGAUGGCUUGUCUUUGAUUGAAGACUCGGAGCAUCACGAUAUUCGAACAUUGUCAGAACUGACCGCGCGGUUUGCAAGCUUGAUCAUUCCGGGUGACAUCGCAGAUGCCGAUCAACAAGUGCUACAGACUAGAAUUGAGGAACUUCAAACAUUACAGCAAGAUGUCCUGGCGCAUAUUGAUACAAAUGAUCUUGAAACAGACGAAAAGGCUCGAACACUACUGGAAGCCAUCGUGGAGGAGAUCGGCGUAUAUGGAGAAUUUUUGGAAUCGAGUGAGAGUGCAUCUGGUCUCGGCAUUUUGGCGAAGAACGGGGAAGAAACAGAUGAUGUCAUCAGCUAUGGGAGCUCCGCACAGACCCCCGAUGAUAUGCGAUCCUCUGGUUCACAGACAUUCGAAGAUAGUACAUCGGAUGCUUGUUCUGAUGUUAGUGGUUUGGCAAGUCCUCCUGUACAAUCCCCAGCUACCCAACCACCUCGCCCGUUAUCACAUUUCCGACGAAUUUCAACCUCCACAGUUGCCUCUGGUGCAUCUUUAUCAUCUUCCACAAUCCCCUCCACUGCAGCCAUGUCAGCAAGUAAUCUAAGUGUGCUUGCUGGGCAGACGGUUCCACCUGGACCAAAGGAUGUUCUGCGAUGGACUUCGUUGCAAAAGUUAUCGAUGCAACUCAUGUCAGGUGCCAUGAGGCAAAAAGUUGGCGUUCCAACCGUCUUGUCUAUUUCAGGAGGUAUCCUGAUUGGCACAUCCUGGUCGAUGAUUCUUGUUUACGACUUUGCGCAAGUCUUGAAGACGAUUCUUGGGGAUCCUGCCGAUGCAAGUAAUCCAGGGCCCGUAACAGCCGUUGCUCUUGCACCGGAUCAUAAUCAGCUGGCUUGUGGUUACGCACACGGAUUAAUUCGUGUAUGGGACAUUCAGAGACGUGCAAUCGUCAAGUCUAUCAUUCCUAUUGGCGUCCAGCAAGAGGCGAAAUCGAAGAAAGAUGGACAUGCACAAGGUGCGGCCAUCAUUCACCUUGCUUUCAUCGGAACCAAAGGAGCGUUCGUAUCGGGUGACAACCAGGGCUCCGCUUUCUACCAUGCAUCAUCGAAGGGACUCGUCAUGAGCACUCAAGUAUCCACACGUAUUCACCCGAGCAGCUCCAACCCAGCCGUAUCGACAACCCUCUAUGCAUUGUCUGCCCUCCCCCGUGUGUCAGGUCAUUUACGAUACCCAGGCGAUCAUUUGGACCUGAUAGCCCUCAGCACUCCGUACAAGAUGGCCAUCAUCAGUUUGAAGCCGGCACCGCAAACGCAGUUCAGAUUGUCAUGGACGCGAGGAUCUACCGUCACCAACCCGUCUGCGCUCGCAUGCUCGAUUUCGUGUCUCGCAUGGUGUCCUCCGUCUAAGCAGGAUAAACAUGGAAAGAUUCCAGUCCUCAGCAAUCCCCUGCUCGCUUGUUCGUUCGGCAAACAGCUACGAAUCAUUCGCGUAUCCUGGGUAUCUACCGCAAAGCGGAGCAAGCGAGACUCGGUCAACGUACAGUCGAACGCAGUGGACUACUCCGUCCAAGGAAGCUGGGUCGCAAAUGAUGAUAUAGUUGCUCUCCAGUGGAUGGACGAUAAGCUACUGUUAUGUCUAACUAGUCUGCAAGAGCUAAUCCUUUUCGACGCUACAAUCAUGAGAGAGAUAGAGCGAUCUGAUGUCAGCAUGCGACAGAUCAUCUCCUCAGAUUACUAUACGCGUAGUUUACAAUCGUUGCGCGUGACACCAGCAAUGGCAUACCAUCAAAGCAUUCGUUCAUAUAAAGGAAGAUUGUUUGUUUUGGGUCAGCGAGAGCUUACAGUAGCUAGCAGGCUGUCCUGGACGGAUCGCCUCAAAGCACUUGUAGUAUCUGGCAAUUUUCAGGAAGCUAUAGCAAUGGGUCUUACUUUCUAUUAUGGCAGCGCAAAGCGCGCGGUAAUCGGAUUGCCACCAGAUGAUGAGAUGCGACGUACUAUGGUCGGUGACCAUCUUACAGACCUGCUCUUGUCUUUUAUCAACAUGUCAUUGACAAGCUAUGACGCAAGCGACCAAAAACUUCUUGAGGGAGAGGAUAUUUCCGUGUUUCGCCAACUGGCGGCUACGGCCUUUGAUACGUGUUUAGCUAUUGGCCGUGAUGAUCUUCUCUUCGGCGACAUCUACGAAAACUUCGGUGACAAGAAUCUUCGAGUAGUUUUCUUCGAGCUCCUGGAGGCGUAUGUGUUGGAUGAGCGGAUUACCACCUUCAGUAACCCGGUGAUUGUCCAGGAAUUUAUUGCAUUCUAUGAGAUGCAUGGGUGGUUGGACCGACUUGAGCAAGUGAUCUUGCACCUUGACCCCAUGGUGCUGGAUGUACAUCACACUGUGGGCCUCUGUCUCAAGUACGGAUUAUACAGCGGUUUGCUCUACGUCUAUAACCGUGUUGGCGAUUUUGUGACACCUAUUAUCGAGCUCCUUCACCUAUUGGAGUUGCACGGGAAAGCGAGAAACGACAAAGGGCACUCAAAUGGCAACGGGUCAGCGCUGUCUACAUCCAUAGCCCAUUCUCCGGAGGAUGCGGUCUACACGUUGUACGUGUACCUGGCUUAUAUCCUUACCGGGAAAGCCUUUCCCGUUGGACAUCUCGACGAGAAGGAAGCUGUGGCGGCCAGGGAGGAUGUCUUCAGCUUCCUGUUUUCACCUUUUCAUGCGAUCUGGCCUCCUGGCACCGGGGCCUGCAAACUCGGGCGAGAACCAUAUCCAUACAUUCAUUUGCUAUUAAGUUAUGAUCCUCGAGAAUUCCUGAAAGCUCUCGGGGCCAUUGUUGCGGAUGACGCAUUGCAAAACAAAGAUCUUAAAAUUAGGCCAAAUGUCUUUGUAGCCGACGAAGAUGGCAUGGGCCGAUUUGCUGAUAGGUACGAAAUCAGCCGACAGUUCAUUUUGAACGCCUUAAUUUCGGCGGUAGAGGGAAGCAGUCCACCGAGCGUAGAUAUUCUGUCGCUGCAACAUGGAGAGUCAAUUUACGAGAAUAACGUGCUGGAUCCUCGCGACGUUACCCUUUGCUUCUGUUUUGUGGCACGCAUAUAUGCAAACUAUCGCAGCACUGUUUCCCUACAGAAGGAUGUGCUACGAAGGGUCCUUUUGUGCUUGAUGACAUCACCAGACAGUACAACGCGUGAGGAGAGACAGCGGGCCAUUGUGGGCGUGCUACUGACCGGUUUUGAGCCAAGCAACGCCGAACAGGAUAAAUGGCUGGACCUAUACCAGCAAGGCGGUUUGUGGCGGCCCUACGAAUUGGCAGCUCGCAAGCUCCAGCGCUACGAGCUCGUAAUUUUGUCUUAUUUAAAUGACCCUACGCGCCAGGAGCAGGGCUUUCACGCGAUUUACGAACUGCUGGAGAGUGAAGCGCUAGCACCUCGACAGUCUUUGGCGGUCAAACAGAGUGUAUUGCAAAAUGUCGUACAACUCACGCAUAUAGAUGAAGUGGCAACCACGGAUCUUAUGUCAACAUUUUGGCCAACAGAGCAUAAAGCCGUUAUUCGCACCCUUUCCCCGAAUGCGGACGACUUGUUCACCUAUCUGAGAGGGCUUCUCGAUGCCGAGUGGGCUCUAUCUCUUCGAAAGACAGCCGACCGUCCUCGUCGGCGAAGACCAAAACAGAGUACAUCUACUACAGACCUUGGGGAAGAAGUUUAUGAGAAGUAUAUUGAACUCCUAUGUAUACGUGAGCCCCGGGAGGUGAAAAGAUAUCUUGAUAGGCUUAGCGUGGAUCACACUGGAUACCCGUAUGCAUUUGAUCGAGUACUGGCUCUAUGUAAGCAACACAAUGUCCUUGAUGCCGCCGUCUGGAUUCUGGAAAAGAGCGGGAAUUUGGAAGGUGCCCUGCGGCUGAUAAUGGAAGGCGUACAGGUUGCUGUUGAAAUUAUUACCAACACAGGGAACAGGUCAGGAGAAACAUCUGGGGAGAUUACAUCCCUGAAUGCACUUGAGCACAUCAAACGCCGGAUAGACAUGGCCUUGGAUCUUUGUAUGAGAAGCUCGGGAAGACUUGGCAAAGACGAGUGUGAAUCUCUUUGGUUUAGUCUGCUGGAUGCCAUAGUUGAGCCACAGAAGGUAACAGCGCCUCCUUCUCCUACACGACCGGAAGGUGGACCCCUCAGUGCAACCUUCGACGAUGAGAGAGAGCCGAAGGUGGUUGAACUGUAUGAUUGCCUCAAGAACAGUGCCCGCACACUACUUUACGCCAUGGUUGGAUAUGUGCCAUUCCACUCAAUCCUCUACCGAAUUGUCCAGUCACAACGUCGAGCAUCCUUUGGCGAGCAUAGAGAGAUUAUCUUUUCCAUGCUUGAUUCUUACAGCUACGAACGAGAACUUCUUCAAGCCACAAACCGCAUAUUGUCGAUCGACGUACACGGCUCACAAGCUCGCAGCACCUCACUACGACGAAAAGCCUUGCGACCUUUUAAAGGACAAUGCGGUGUAUGCAAACGGAUGCUUCACAUACGGGCCAUGUCUGACUUGCAAAAGAUAAACAAAAUUGCUGUGAUGAAAUGUGGACAUGCUUUCCAUGCGACGUGUUUGCAGACUGACAUGGAGCGGAUUGCGAGCAUGGAGGGAUGGGAAACUGCUGGUGACGCGAUUUCUGGGUCGGGAUGGUGUGUAAUUUGUGCAAAGAACAGGGAUAGGGCCAAGGCGGCCGCAAAAAAGUUAACCACUAGUUCGGCUGAGAGAACGAAGGAAAAAGGAAAAGAUAAGAUGGCUGUUGUGGCGGACGCAGAGGAGCCACCAGAUACACAGCAAAAGCAACAAGUGCAACGAGCAAACGCCGAACUCUUCGUUCGGCUCUCGUCCCACAUGCCUACAAAUGAAAUAUAUAGGCUCCUCCAUCCACACCGCGCCAGCAAUGUUGAGGAUAUGAUUAACAUGAACGACGACGUCAUCGACCUUGGAGAGUCGCCAUACGACUCGGUGUAUGGGGAUGGUCAAUCUGCUUACCGGCGAGGAUCAGAGUUCCCAUCGCACCAGAUUCAACAUAUACCGUCAAGCAUUGUCAAAACCCCACAUAAAUAUUUCUUGAGUCUCGCCCCACCUUCAAUGCCUCCUUCGAUAGACUCUGUUGACUGAGUUGAGGAUUGGGAAUUCUGUGUACCUAGGGAUGUGCGCUUUUCUAUUUUAGUUUUUUCUUCCUGUGGCUUUUGAUAAAAUAGUGAAAACGAAGGCUGUUUGUCUCUUUCUUUGGA
Spizellomyces punctatus DAOM BR117 is the source of this 5584-nucleotide messenger RNA. Its product is annotated as CORVET complex membrane-binding subunit VPS8. Gene Ontology annotation, biological process: endosomal vesicle fusion; protein targeting to vacuole. Lineage: Eukaryota; Fungi; Chytridiomycota; Chytridiomycetes; Spizellomycetales; Spizellomycetaceae. Bases 27 to 5468 code for a protein of 1813 amino acids. Gene Ontology annotation, molecular function: protein binding. The transcript is spliced from 14 exons. The record is from RefSeq and is a predicted model, not a curated record. Gene Ontology annotation, cellular component: HOPS complex; late endosome.